Molecule: messenger RNA, 3810 nt
Organism: Osmia lignaria (orchard mason bee)
Lineage: Eukaryota; Metazoa; Arthropoda; Insecta; Hymenoptera; Megachilidae
Product: calpain-7
Biological process (GO): proteolysis
Molecular function (GO): calcium-dependent cysteine-type endopeptidase activity
Source: RefSeq, a predicted model, not a curated record
UGCCUAUACAUACAUAUAAACAUAAUCAUAGUGUAUUACUCACCCUGAAAAUUAUAUUUUUACCUGUAUUGUUUACUGUAGUUGUCAAGUGAUUUCCUACAAUAAGUAAUAUAUAUAGAACUUGACAAAUUUUACUAAUAUACAAAAAUAAGAAAUAUUGAAAUUUACCAAACAAUGAAAGUAUAGAUCUAUAUAUAUAUGUACAAGUACUGAAUAGAAUAUAAAUUUUUAUUUACUUGUGACUAAAAAAGCUUAUAAAAUGACAUUAGAAGAUGUACAAAAUGCAGCAAGAAAAGCAGUACAGUUCGAUAGUAACAGUCAAUACAAACAAGCUUUAUAUUAUUAUAACAUUGCUGUGAAAUACCUUACUGAGUUGCAAGAUCCUGUGUAUGAUCAGAAACUUUCAGAAUAUCAGGAAAGAAUAUCAGUAAUAGAGAAACUUAUUAGUGAAGAAGAGCAGAAAUCUUGUAAAGCUCAGUCUGUACAUCAGUCAGAGUUGCAAAGAUGCAAAUUUCUUAUAAAUCAAGCACAAGAUGCGGAUGAAGCUGGUUUGAAAGAUAUUGCUGUAAAAUUAUAUACAGAUGCUGCUGAAUUUGGACUUAGUGUAAAAACUACUGAUUCAGAAGCUAAAGGAAAAUUAACUGCUCUUGUAAGACUUGCUCUUGAUAGAGCUGAAUCUUUAAAGGGUGUGAAAAAACAAGAGAAUGUUGAUAUUAUUGAAACACUUUCUAAAUUACCACCAGUGCCAGAAACAAGUUUGGAUGAAGAUGUGGAUAAAAUCCCAUCGCUACCAACAACAAGACCUAUUUUAAAUUCUGGGAAACAAACUCGACCACCGCUUCAUCGUGGUAGCAGUAUGCAUUUAAAAGUAAGCGGCGGUAGUAGUAAUUACACAGAGGAAGAGAAAAGGGUUUUACUUCAUAGUUCUCAUAUCAACGAUCAUGAAUUCGUACCCUUUAUGAGUAUUGAUCUUACAGAAAAAUUUCAGUAUGCCAUUCCAUUUACUGAUAGAGACGGUUUGUUAGAAUUAGCACCAAAACAGAAACCUGAUUUUGCAAGAUGGUGCCGACCAGAAGAACUGUUUUCUGAUCCGAAAAUGCUUAAAGGUCCUCAUGUCGAUUACUAUAGUAUAAAGCAAACUGUUGUUUCUGAUUGCUCCUUUGUUGCUUCACUCGCUGUUAGUGCUCAAUAUGAAAAAAGAUUUGGACGUAGACUUAUCACGUCUAUUAUUUAUCCGAAAAAUAGAAAUAAAGAACCAAUUUAUAAUCCAUUUGGAAAAUAUAUGGUGAAACUACACAUUAAUGGCAUACCGCGAAAAGUUAUAAUAGAUGACUUACUUCCUGUAAGUCGUUACAACCAAUUACUUUGUUCCUACUCCAGCAAUCAGGGAGAGCUGUGGAUCUCAUUACUGGAGAAAGCAUACAUGAAAGUAAUGGGUGGUUAUGAUUUUCCUGGCUCAAAUAGUAAUAUAGAUUUACAUGCUCUAACUGGAUGGAUACCAGAGAGGUGGGCUAUAAGACCAGGUGAACCAGAUUUUAAUAAAGACAAUUUGUAUAAUGUUUUAUUAUCACGUUUACAUAAAGGAGAUGUACUAGUGACAGUGGCUACUGGAGAACUAUCUGAUUUAGACGCUGAUAGAACAGGUCUUGUACCUACUCAUGCAUAUGCUGUUCUUAAUGUUAGAAACAUAAAUGGAGAAAGAUUGUUACAACUGAAAAAUCCUUGGUCUCAUUUACGUUGGAAAGGAAAUUAUUCAGAGCUUGAUACCAUGCAUUGGACGAACGAAUUAAAAGAAGCAUUAAAUUAUGACCCAGAUUCUGCGUCUCAAUUUGAUAACGGAGUAUUCUGGAUUGAUUAUGAUAGCAUAUGUCGCUUCUUUGACGUGUUUUACUUAAACUGGAACCCAGGUUUAUUUAAUUACACUUAUUGUAUUCACCAGAUGUGGAAUGCAGGAAUAGGCCCGGUAAAAGAUGCAUACAAUAUAGGUGACAAUCCUCAGUUUAGUUUAGAGGUGCAAAAUAAUGUAACAGGGGUCAUAUGGAUUCUUUUAACGAGACAUAUUACGGAUAUAGCAGAUUUCCGACAGAACCAAGAAUAUAUUACAAUAUUAGUGUAUAAAAAUGAUGGAAGAAGAGUAUAUUAUCCUCAUGAUCCACCACCGUACAUUGAUGGUGUACGAAUAAAUAGUCCUCACUACCUCUGUAAAAUAAAGCUAGACGGGAAUAGUGAUUCUAGAUACGCUCUAGUCAUAUCGCAAUAUGAAAAGACAAAUACGAUAUAUUACACUUUACGCGCUUACGGCACAUGUCCAUUUACAUUACGAAAAAUGCCACAAUUAUACAAAUACGAAAAAGAGAUCACUGAUGGCCAGUGGAAAGGUGUUUCAGCUGGUGGAUGCAGCAAUCAUCCAACAUAUCAAAACAAUCCACGUUACCAAUUAGUAUUAGAAAGUUCAAACAAUAAUAAUUAUUUGUUGAUUAUAUUAAAAGGUCCCAAACAGUAUCAAAUAGGUUUUGAUAUUGUUUCGGUUGUAUUAAAUGAUCCUGACGCACCCAGCGCGUUCAAAAUGAAAAGUUCAGGACCAUUCAGGUCGGGCUUUGUUUAUCUUGAAUUAGAAGAUGUACCUGCUGGUACAUAUCAUGUUACACCAUCAACAUACAUCCCUGGGCAAGAAGGACCUUUUUUCUUAAUUUGCAAAUCAUCUUGCAAACUACAGCUUCAAAGGUUACAGUAAGAACAUUAAUUAUAACAUAAUUUACUUUUUUAUAUAUAAAUGCAUAUUACAUAGUCAUUCGUUUAUACGCAUCAAGUGUGAUAUACAAAAAGGAGCUAUAAAAUAUUUAUAUUUACUGUUACAAAAUUAUAAAUAAAUGUUGCUAAUACUAAAUUAUUUAAAAAUGUUACAAUGCCAAAAUGUAUGUUAAUAUCAUAAACAGUGAAAUGUUUAUUUUUUUUUAAUAUGCGAACUAAAGAACAUUGGAAAAAUAAUUAAAUAAGGUAUUAUAAAAUGCUUUUAUUAUAUUUUCAAAGUACAAAUUAGACUAGACAACUACUGACUGGAUUAUGAAGAUUUGUGGCACUUUAUUUAUGUUCAAUAUUUGUUUGAUAUUAUGUUUGGCACGUAUGCAGCUCAAUUUCGAUGAGUAUAAUUUUCUAAAUAUCUUUUUAUCGGCUAAUUAAUGUUUUUUUGUACUAUUCGUAUGUACGCAGUACGGAAAAAUAUGAACGUCGUUUUGAUAAAAUAAUGUGUUUUUAAUCAUCUGUAUGUGAAUGUGAAGAAAACGCAUCAAAUGGUGUUAAUCGUAAGUAUUAUUGCAUUACCAUAUUUCUUUUUUAUCUACUUAAUAGAAACUAUGUUCUACAAUAUUAAUUCUGUUUUUUUCCAAAUUUUUUUACUAUAAUUUUGGCUAACACAUUUUCAAUUUUGUUAAAAAUGUGUAUAGUAAUUUAUAUCCUAAAGAUGUCAUAACUUAAUAACAAUUGUAUUGUGUAAUUAAUACUUAUAUUCUGAUUUUUAAAUAUGCUAUUUCGUAUUUUGAUAUUCAUUAGUUAUGGAAUUCGUUAACAUCUGUCAAUAGUGGCUUACAAAUAAUUAUAAACUAAUAAUUAUUGUUAAUUGUAAUAUUUCUCGUUAACCUAACGAUAACUAUAAAUAAAUAAUCGUGUAAUUUAUAUGAAAUCAUGGGUUGUGAAACAGAAAUUGAGUAGAACAUGAAUGUAUUUACAGAACUGCGGACAGAUAAAUUAUAAAAAGAAUUAUGGACAAUUAUACAAAAAAUGUACACAAUGAAUAAACACAAUAGUAUUAAU